GUUUGUCUAUAUCUGUUUGAUAUGCGUCGAAAGUCGCACAGUUGUUGUUUGAUAGUGUUCGAUUUCAACAGAGUAAAUUUAGAACCAAUUCUUAUCGCCAAGCAAGUGGGUUUAAACAAAAUAAGCAAGUCUGUAGAUGUAAACAGUACGCGAAGUAGCAUUCACUUUUUGAGUUACCUGAAGGGCAAUGCACUGUGGGUACGAGUUGUGUGGUGCGCAUGCGCAGUUCAGUUUACAGUUGGAGCUCGUCAGAAAAUGGCGUCGGCUAAGUUCUUGGAGGAAGCACUCAGUACAGACGUCGAUGAAUCAGCAGUCAGUGCUAUUGUGGGAACGUUGGAGACACAGUUAGUGACUACGCAGCCUGCAGUUUCCAGUCAGCAAGGAACAUCUGCGUCUGUGAAUCAGAAUCAUAUGAACAAUACUAUUGCUAAUGGGGGCACUGUCUCAACACAGAAACACGGUGUUACAAACGGUGGCCCUCCAUCUAUGAAUAUUUUGAAUGCAGAUGCAAAUAAAACUAUUUCUUCUAGUACGAUACAGAGUAGUAAUGUUGUUCAUUCAAGUGUUGUAAAUACUGUCGUGGCUUCUCUUCAUGGAGGAGUACCUACAAGUGGAUACUUAAACCAAGUAACUUCAAGUGCUAAUCAAGGAAAUAUAACAAAUAUUAGCAAAUCUCACGAACCUGUUAAAGUAGUUUAUCCUCCUGGAAGUCAAACGAACACUAGUACUGUCGGUAUUAACAUAAACAACAGAGUGAAUUUCCCAACAACAGCCCUUCCAAAUGGUAAUCUUGGAUUGUCUCCUAUUCCGUCUCAUACAGUGUUAAAUGCAGUCACAUCAACAGUCCAGAGUGCAGUGUCACAGUCUCAUUCACAGUCUGGAGCAAGUGUUACUGGUAAAAUUAGUGGUGUAGUUAGUGUUGACGGGAAACCUGGAACUGCUUUAGUGAUAAAAGCUAGUGGAAAUAAUAAUGCAACUCAAGGUACACCAAUAAGUGCUAAUUUAGUGACAGUCCCAAUGACUGUAAAUACUACCAUGGCCCUGACAGGGUCAUAUGUAAACACAGCUGUUGGAACUACUACUGGCACUACAACAGGAAUGUCAGGUGUGGUGACAUUAACAAAACCAGUUACACAUUCGGUGGGGACUUCACAGACGUUGGUAGGGAAUUCGCCUACUAUUUUACCAGCAAAUGUUCAAAUUUUGAAUGUAAAUGCAGUUCGAUUAGGCACACCUGGUCAGCAAGGACAGAAGAGCAUACCACCAAGAGUUGUUAUAGGUGCACCACAUAUGGUUGGUGCUAGACCAGGGCAGCCAGGACAGAUUACACUACAAACACUACAAGGCUUGCAACCUGGUACGCAAGGUCAUCUAUUGCUGAAGACUGAAAAUGGCCAAUAUCAAUUACUGCGGAUGGGGCCUGUACCGACAACGCAUAGUUCGACUGUUACUCCAAACAGUGGCACUGCUACGAUACCAAGUGGCAGUACCUUCAGGAUUCAGUCAGUUCCAGCGCAUGGAACAGUAGCCGUUGCGACAACAACAGCAGCUGCUAUUCAAGCAACACCUCCUCCAGCUUUAACAACUCAGACAGCAACUGUACAGCGACACACAGUUGACACUACCAAAGAAAAAUGUCGCAAAUUUCUUGCAAAUCUGUUGGAGCUCUCAAGUCGAGAACCAAAAUCUGUGGAAAGGAAUGUGCGUACACUAAUCCAAGAGUUGAUUGACACCAAGGUUGAACCAGAGGAGUUCUGCGAUCGGCUUGAGCGAUUACUGAAUGCAUCUCCACAACCCUGCCUCAUUGGAUUUUUAAAGAAAAGCUUGCCACUCCUCCGCCAGUCUUUAGCUACGAAAGAACUUGUCAUUGAUGGCAUUCGGCCACCACCUCAAAGUGCAGUUGUCUUCUCACUGGCAAAUUCUACAAUGGUUCCUCAAGUGCAGACACAGCAGAUAAGGCCUCAAGUUGCAACGGCGCAGGUGCGGCUAAUGGCACCUGUCAAUGCAGCAACACAGAGUGUAGGAGUGACUACUGUGCCUCGACCUGGGCAGCCAGUACAAACUCACAGAAUUGUUGCGCCUGUGCGGCCACAAACUCCUGUGACUCGGAUGAUAACAACAACGGCUUUGAGGCCUCAGUCGCCUGUUACGACUGCCACAACGACACUCCCUUCAACGAUUACAACGCAAAUAAGGGUACCUACUCCAACACUCCCUACUCCCCCACUUCACAUUAGGCAACCCGUGCAGGUGCAGACAAAAACCCCAACUGCUAUCCAACUGAGACCUCCACCUCCUGUGCAGAUAAAAGCUGCAAUACCCCACAUUAAACCUCAGACAAAUGCCUUUGUCAAACCUCCUACACCUUCACUCUUGCCAAAACCUGUAGCAAAAGAAAAGGAGAAAAAAUCAUUCUCAUCUGCAGGGUACACAGGAGAUGAUGAUAUCAAUGAUGUAGCGGCAAUGGGUGGUGUCAAUCUGGCAGAAGAAACUCAGAGGAUUCUGGGUUCAACUGAAUUUGUUGGGACACAGAUUCGUUCAUGUAAAGAUGAAAUAUUUUUACAUGCAGCUCCUCUUCAGCAAAGAAUCAGACAAAUUGUUGCUCGUCAUGGCUUAACGGAAGAGCCAUCACCAGAAGUUGCAGCACUGAUAUCACAUGCAACUCAGGAGAGGUUGAAAAACUUGAUAGAAAAAUUGUCCAUUAUUGCAGAGCAUAGAAUAGAUGUUAUUAAGAUGGAUCCGAGGUACGAGGUCACACAGGAUGUUAAAGGACAGCUUAAGUUUCUGGAAGAAUUAGAUCGUGUAGAAAGGAAGAGACAUGAGGAGCAUGAACGGGAGCUACUUUUAAGAGCUGCAAAGAGUAGAUCAAAAUCUGAAGAUCCAGAGCAAGCUAAAUUAAAAGCAAAAGCCAAAGAAAUGCAAAGAGCCGAGAUGGAAGAACUGCGACAGAGGGAAGCAAAUCUCACAGCGCUACAGGCAAUUGGACCAAGGAAGAAGCCCAGGUUGGAACUUGGCACUGGUGUUGGAAAUUCAAGCCAGGGAGGUGCUGGCAGUUCAAAUGGUGCAGGCAGUAGCCUUAACAGGACACAGCUACCAAUGAGGCCAAGGUUGAAACGGGUGAACCUCAGAGACCUGCUUUUCCUGCUGGAACAGGAGAAGGAGACUUGCCGAAGUACUCUUCUGUAUAAAUCUUUCCUCAAGUGAUUGUUGUUCUCACUUCUUGAGUGUUGCGAUAGCCAUGAUUGUCAUUGGCGUAAGUGCUGUGAAUCUAAAACUUCUACUCGUGUCCUGAUCCCUAUUCUUCUCAGAGCUUUUAUGAGAUAAUGACACUGUGAAAAAAGUGUGCAAUGUUGGGGUGAAAUCAAAUGUCUUGAUUUAAAACAGGCAAGUCUUUCUUACUAAGUGUGAAAUGUUGAACUUACUUUGUGUAAAUAAACAUAAGAAGAGUCAUGGAUGGGUUAUUUGGUGAGUAUCUUAUGAUAAAAGUGACAAAGUGCACGGCAUCCCACUCCCAGGCGAACUUAAUGUGUAAUGAAAUCUUCAUUUAAACUGAUGAAUGAAUGUACUAACUUUUACAAGAAAUCUAAUUGUUACUUUCAGUACAAAGGCAGCCUUAAACACCAAAAUUUUCAUAUCUUUUUUUCUGUGUUCAGAAAAAAAUACUUUUCUUGUUAAAUUUAUUGCUUUAAAUUGACUAGUGCACUGCUAUUUAGUAAUGUGCUAAUGUGAAGCUUGGUGUACUAUACUGUCAUUUAAGAUACUGAAAAUCUUCCAGAUUUGUAGCAGAAUAUUGCUAAUAUAUUAAAUUUUGUAUUUUUAUAUAGUUAAAGACAUUGCCUCAAACAAUAGUGCACAAUAGAUUGAAGCUCUUGUUUCUUUUACAGUCUUGUAUCUUACUGAUUUGCCUGUUUUAUAAUUGAUGUACAAUUUUAAAUGACUUGAGACUAGUGUAGUAAGUCCAGUGUCUUAUUGAAACAAAAAAAAUGAAAAAGAAAAAAAAUGAAAUAGGGGAAAAUGAGUCAUAUGUAUGUGUUGUUUCUGUAAAGUAUAGGAUAGUCUGUUCUACAGAGGAAUCUAAGUCUUACCCUUAAGUUACCAUGUAUUAUUAUUUUUUAUUUGUUGUUGAGAUUACUGUAAAUUGAUAGUGAAAUUAUAUGUGGUAUGUUAACUUUAACUGAUUGCCCAAAUUAAGCUAAUCAGUUCAAUAUGGCUACCCUACUUUUAAUAUUGCAUCAAAACUGGCUUAACAUUCGUAUGUGUUAAAUAUUUUUAAUUUUUUGUUUUAAAUUUCCAUGGAUUGAUCAGUAAUUAGAUUUAUACAGAUUUUUUAAUAUUGUGCUGAUGACUUCAUCUGUCUUACAGAAAUGUGCAGUGUUUAUUGUGAUUAAAUUUAAGAGCCAGAUAAUUUCACUGUACCUGAAGCAUUUAAAAUGUUAUUUGUUACUGUUUUUUAUAGAUCUGGCUCUUUACUUAUUUCAUGUGUGUUAUUGCUGAUGCACGUAUACAGAAACACGCCUGGGAGUAUAGAAAAAUUGUAAAUCCUAUUUGCUAAGAGAGAUUAUUUGACAAAAUUGUGUUCAGAUUGGCAUUGUUGUAAUUUUCUUUAACGUGAGUUACUGUACAUUUGACAUUUAAGGCUUUUAUGCAAGUAAUGGACAUCUUCCUUAUAACCAUUCAUUUUAUAUUACUGAAUGAAUAAUAAUUGUCAGUGAUAUAAAAACACUUAUUAUGCAAAUUUGCAGUUAUAUACUAACUAUUUUUAGGAAUUUCAGAAUGUUAUUAUUUCUUGGAGGUAGUCAGAAGUUUCCUUUCAGUGCAGAUGAGCCUUAGCCAGAAUAGUAUCCUCUCUGACAUAACAGAAACAAUACUUCAAUUAACUUUCUUCAUAUAAUUUUGCUUGUAUCAUGACAUAGAGGUUCAAGAGAGAGAGUGCUGCUGCAAUAACAGUAAUACUCUGCUGAAUUACUUUCACUGUCCACCCAAGAUGUUCUGUGUGCUGCAGGAAUAAGAAACUUCGAUGCAAGUGGUUUUUGUAAUUUGCGGAAGCCUUUAAAUUCAAGAAACCCUAUCUUGCAAAUUAUUUCCAAACAAUCUGCUAUUCUCAUGUGUUCUGAUUAUUAGUGUUUAUGUUCUUGUGUCAGCACAGUUACUGAAGAGUCUACAGUCUCAGUAGUCAUCACAUAAGGAAAUUAAUUGAAUGGAAAAAGUUUUUCGUAUCUUACUCUUAUUACUCAAUCAUCCUAUUUAUUUGGUGUGAAUACGUGUGUGGUUUUUUUUUUUUUUUUU
Messenger RNA from Schistocerca serialis cubense, 5286 nucleotides. RefSeq names its product transcription initiation factor TFIID subunit 4 (gene Taf4). Gene Ontology annotation, biological process: transcription initiation at RNA polymerase II promoter; DNA-templated transcription. The transcript is spliced from 13 exons. Bases 22 to 3204 code for a protein of 1060 amino acids. Gene Ontology annotation, cellular component: transcription factor TFIID complex. The record is from RefSeq and is a predicted model, not a curated record. NCBI's taxonomy places the organism in Eukaryota, Metazoa, Arthropoda, Insecta, Orthoptera, Acrididae. Gene Ontology annotation, molecular function: DNA binding; RNA polymerase II general transcription initiation factor activity; protein heterodimerization activity.